GGUUGAAUACAACAGAGGCAUUGUUCCAUGAGAAAAAGCUGUGGUUUUGUAGAAGGUUUAAAAGUGACUUCAUACCUUUUUUUCCAAACAUUGACUCAUUCACCAUGACAGCUUUAAAUAAUAUAGUCCACGAUGCAUCUUAUCAUAAGAUAAAACCAGAAGUUCUUAUAGAACUUCCAGAUCCCAAACCUAUUAGUGACAAUUGCACUAUCAUUAUGAAUGGCCAUCACAACUAUGGAAUGUCUGAAGAAAAGGAAUCUUGUGUCCGAGAAGAAAUUGAGGAAGAGGUACAACCUUUUUUAAAUCAUUGUUCACCGAAUCACAAAUUGCAUUCCAUGAAGAACUCGAAUUCUGCCGCUUCGUCCAACUCUUUCCCGCUGAAGGAAUCUUUUGCUGCAUCAAGUGCUGAAGAAGACAGCGAUGCUGGAGUCGAACCCGAAAGCUCAACCCACCUGUUGCAGGACCAGGAGCAGAUGGACCAAAGCCCAAAGUGUCUUAGGAAUAAAGCCAAAUUGCCAACUUUCAAAUCCUCACCAAGUAAGAAACAAGCAUCACAUGAUCCUCAUUCUCACAUACAGCAUCGUCCUCUUGGCAUCUCACAAGAUACUACACCAGACCAUUACUUUCACAUCAAGAGAUACUGGCCGCCUAGUACCCUGGGAUGUAUGCUUUUAAGUGUCUCAUUCUUCAUUCUUAUUGUAACCGGCCUUGUUGUUGGCUUUUAUUUCUUAUUUUCUAACAACUGCGAUACCAGAAAGCAGUGGUGGCAAAGUGCAGUCAUAUAUGAGAUUUUUCCAGCUUCUUUCCAAGACACAGAUGGCGAUGGGUUUGGCGACAUGAAAGGUCUGAUUGAACGCCUGGACUACAUCCAGAAUUUAAGUGUGGACAUUGUGAGAUUGAAUUCCAUUUUCAGUGCUUUAGAUUAUCCGCUGGAAUAUGAACAUGUCAUUGACUUUGCCAACAUAGACCCGCAUUUGGGUAGAAUUGAGGAUUUUCAGGAGAUGGUGCAAGAGCUUCAUGAACGUGGCAUGCAUGUCAUCUUAGACAUGAAUCCUACAGUUACCAGUGAUCAGCAUACAUGGGCAGCUCAUUGGCUUUUGCAUAUACCAGGGCCAUUUCAACACUUCUACAUAAAUGUAACAGAAGAAGAGGGAGAGGAGCCACCUCUUGAAGCCAACCCAGACUAUAACGGCCGAACAUGGACACCACCUCACAGAACAUUCGGCAACCACCUCUUCCUGAACUGGUCAAAUCCACUCCUCCAAUUAGAAAUGAGAAGCGUUUUGGAACUAUGGCUGUCUCAAGGGAUCGAUGGAUUCUACAUGAAACACCUGGAAAACAUCCACGUCGCCAAUUCCGACCACAUAAUCAAGAUUUUGCACCAGUGGAGACAGCUGCUUGACAAGUACAGCGUCAACAGCACACGUAAAUUGUUGAUGGUAUCUCACGACAGUUUCAAGUAUUUGCAGUCAGUCAUGGAUCCGCUGACUUUCUUGGCUGUGCCAUCCAUGUUCGAUGUGGUGGAUGCCAGUUUAAAUCUGAAAUCGAAUGGAAGUGACCUCAUUGGAAAGGAGGUUGAUGACAUCAGAAAAUUCUGGAGUCAGUUUGCUUUUACUCCUCCAAUCGUUUGGCACAUGGGAAGUGCAGAAACAAUGCGACUCAACAACAGAAUUGGAGGAGAUACCAACAUGGCAGCACUGUUUUUAUUGACAAUCCUGCCAGGAUCAUUUUCAACAUUCUACGGAGAUGAAAUUGGAUUGCAGGAUUCCGUUGAUCUUAUCACUUCAGAGGUUUACCGUGGAGGUCAGCUGGCGCCAAUGCAGUGGACACCUGAUUCUCAAGCAAAUUUUACCUCUGAAGGCUCUACGCCAUGGCUGCCCAUCCACCCAAACUACAUGACCAGGAAUGUUGAUUGCAAAGAAGACCAACUGCAACUCUUCAGGAAACUUGCAGAAUUGAAGAAAAGUGAAGAAGCCAUGUUGACAAAUUACGGUGCGAGAGAAACGUCUCUAAUGCAUACCCUUGCUGUACGCUUCAGCACACCUUUUGAAAAUGAAGGCUUUGUUUAUGAGUGGUACCAGAAUCCCUGUGGGUUAGUCGGUGCUCGAACUGUCCUGGGAGACGUUUUCUUGUUGGCCAAUUUCGGAACUGAAUUCUUGGGGUUCAACGAUGAUACCUCAUGUCAGAUUGGAAGCAGUAUAACCUCAUUCAUAACCACCGAGUAUAUGACCAAACAAAUAGAGGUUAUCCUCGCUACAAAUAAUUUGCAGAAAGAUAGCGAAGUAUUGAGGGAUCUUCUUCUGGAACCUGGGGAAGCCAUAAUUGGGCGUUUCAUAACAUGAAGUGCAUGCUGAUUUGCAUUGUUUUUUUGUGAAAAAACACAUUUGAUAAAAGAACAAUAGACUGAACAAUGUCAUUUUAAGCAUUUAACGAUUUGAGAAUGUUUUAGUGCUUCACGGUUUUUAAAAAUGAGUGAACUUAUUCUGAUUUUUAAACUGAUAAGUAAACUGAUAUUUGUCUUUAAUGAAAGAUAUAAACUGUUCACGGAAGUUUGAAAAGUAAUGACUGAUGACAAUGUCCAUCAUUAAUUAUGGAGUUUGGUAAGGAAACAGAAGUCCCAGCUGGAAUUUUACCAAAACUUUUCAAGGACAAAAAUGAUGUACAUAUUUCAGUGUGGUGAUAGUGGAAUGUGAACAUAUAAACAUUUAAUCCUUUCAUUUCGUAAUAUAUUAUGUUAAUAUUUUCUCUGCUUAUGUAACAAAAAUAGAAAAAACUUUAAUUACUAGUACCUAUUUUUUUCAUUUAUGAAAUAAAAAUGAAAGGUGUCCCAAAAUUAACGCAAGAUUUUAAUUUGACACAAUUCGUGCAGUAAAGUUUGGUAACCCGAUUAAAAAAAAAAAAAAAACACUUGACAGCUGAUAGUUUAAAUAGAGCGUUACGCGAUAGAAAACAACAUGUUAAUGCAAAAUUUGAAUUAAAUAAAAAAAAACGGAAUUUUUUUCUUUAAAUUGUUAUAUUUUUAUUGAAUCAUAAUGUACUCAAGAUAGUUUCAGAUAUAGAAUAACAGGACAAAUGGCCUCCACCACUUUGUUGGCAGAUACGUACUUUUUUGUCGAAAUUUUCUUGACCAUUUUGCAUAAAUGUGGCUAACUUUCGUUGAUGUGGCGUGGAAUUUCCUCUUUCAAUGCACGCGUGCUUGUGGGAUUGAUACCAUAGACAUUUGACUUCAAAUAACCCUAUAAAAAUAAAUCCAAUGGUGUUAAAUCACACGAUCUAAGAGGCCAAUUUUCAAAUUUUCGAACUGUGGGUACAGACUUUCAUUAUUAUUGAAAUAUUAGCCAUCAUUGAAAACACGCUUUUCUAUCGUGUAACGCUCUGUUUUUAAUUUGUUAAACUCUAAAUUAUUCUUUGUCAAACGGUUUUUUAAUAGGCUCGCCAACAUUUUACUGCACGAAUGGUCAAACUCAACUCAAAAAUUGCGUUAACUCAUUGAGGUACGAACUCAAAAAUUGCGUUAAUUAUGAGAAAACUUUCCUUGUCCCAAUAAAUGAGAAAAUUCAAAAGAUCUUUUGAAUAAAUAAGUUUCAAUCAAAAUUAGGCGGAGUUUUGCAUGGACACAAAUUAAGAUUGAAACACCAAUUCUUAAUUUUUCAGUCCCGAAUAUAUAUUUAAUAUAUAUCCCUAUUUUUAUUUUAUUAAAUACUUAUGAACUGUUUG
This is a messenger RNA of Argiope bruennichi, 3717 nucleotides long. RefSeq names its product maltase A2-like. The record is from RefSeq and is a predicted model, not a curated record. The transcript is spliced from 4 exons. NCBI's taxonomy places the organism in Eukaryota, Metazoa, Arthropoda, Arachnida, Araneae, Araneidae. Bases 105 to 2342 code for a protein of 745 amino acids. Gene Ontology annotation, biological process: carbohydrate metabolic process.